Messenger RNA from Anolis carolinensis (green anole), 2239 nucleotides. RefSeq names its product dematin actin binding protein (gene dmtn). The coding region runs from base 363 to 1757 and encodes 464 amino acids. Gene Ontology annotation, biological process: cytoskeleton organization; actin filament bundle assembly; lamellipodium assembly. Gene Ontology annotation, molecular function: actin filament binding. Gene Ontology annotation, cellular component: actin cytoskeleton; plasma membrane. The record is from RefSeq and is a predicted model, not a curated record. NCBI's taxonomy places the organism in Eukaryota, Metazoa, Chordata, Lepidosauria, Squamata, Anolidae. The transcript has 16 exons.
AUGUGGGAUGUGGGAUACGGGCUGGGCUUGCCUCUGUUCUGUCUCGUUCGUUCGUUCGUUCGUUCGUUCAUGCGCUCUGUGGCUCGCUCUCAGUGUGCCGCAGGGAGGCCGUUGCCAGGCCCCGCGGCCUCUCUGGAGCCUUCCCCGGUUGCCCGCGUGAGCACCCUUGGUGUGCGCCGUUCGUUGUCGUUGUCGUCGCUUGCCACAAAAGGGAUCAUGAGCUCUCGCUGAGCGCCCGGCAGCCGGCACUCCGCCUUGGCAACGGCGCAGAGAGAGGAGAAGAACUUCCACAGCCCGGAAGGAUGUGGCGGGCCAGGUGAACAGGAUUUGGUGACGGAGACGGAGCUUCGGCAGGAUACUGAAUGGAAAAGCUACAGAAGCACCAGCUGACUUCCCCGGGGAGCGUGGCCUCCUCCCGGGGUUCCAGCGUCCCCGGCUCGCCCUCCAGCAUCGUGGCCAGAAUGGACAAUGAGGUGCUGGGCUACAAGGACCUGGCGGCCAUCCCCAAGGACAAGGCCAUCCUGGACAUCGAGCGCCCGGACCUCAUGAUCUACGAGCCCCACUUCACCUACUCGCUCCUGGACCACGCCACGGAGCGGCCGCGCAGCCGGGAGCGUUCCCUCUCUCCCAAAUCUCUCUCUCCUCCUCCUUCUCCAGAAGUCACUCGGGACUCGGUGGAGGGCAAAUCCCCCAGCAACGCCUCCCAGGCCGCCCUUCGCCGGGCAGGAAGCGCCGCCGGCCGCCUGGGAGUCCACCACUUCCACCACCCAGGUAGGCUGUUGCACCCCAAGGCCUUGCUUCAGACCCUCAUGGCCCCCCAAACAAAGACUUAUAAAAAUAUAAUAAUAAUAUACUUUAUUUAUAUCCCGCUCUAUCUCCCCAAGAGGACUCAGGGAAGAUUACAAAACACACAUACGGCAAACAUUCAGUGGUGUUAUACAAUUAACAAGGACAGACAAGACAUAAACAGAGGCAAAGGCUUUCCCUUCCUCUCUUCCUUCCUUCCCGCAGACCCUGCCACAGUGGAGCUCAACAUCUACAAGAAGCCUCCCAUCUACAAGCAGAGAGAACUCCCCACGACGCAAGCGCACCCCCAGGUGGGGAAGCACCUCAUUGAGGACCAGAUCAUUGAGUCCUCCAAGUUCCCUGCUGCCCAGCCGCCGGACCCCAACCUGCCAGCCAAGAUCGAGACCGACUACUGGCCGUGCCCCCCGUCCCUGGCCGUUGUGGAGACCGAAUGGAGGCAGCGGAAGGCCUCCCGGCGAGGAGGAGGUGGCGAAGGGGAGGAAGAGGAGGAGGCGAAGGACCUGCGAGAGGUGCAGGAGGAGGAGCUGAGCAAGGUGGCCUCCAACCUGGGGAAGCUCAUCUUGAAGGAGGAGAUGGAGAGGGAGCGCUCGCUGCCCAUCCGGAGGAAAACCCGCUCCCUCCCCGACCGGACGCCCCUCCACUCCUCCAGCUCCAAAUCCUCGUCCCUUCCUACCUAUGGGAGAAGCCCCUUGACCAGGCUCCAGUCCACGGAGUUCAGCCCCGCUGGGAGCGAGAAGAGCAGCCCAGGUUUGCAGAUCUACCCGUACGAGAUGCUGAUGGUGACAAACCGAGGGAGAGUCAAACUGCCCCCCGGAGUGGACAGGACGCGGCUAGAGCGGCACCUGUCCCCCCAGGAUUUCCUGCGCGUCUUUGAGAUGUCCCCGGAUGAGUUUGGGAAGCUGGCCCUGUGGAGGCGGAACGAGAUGAAGAAGAAGGCCUUCCUCUUCUGACCCCGGCCCCGGCGCCCGCCUGCACUGCCGGCCUGCGUGGAGUGUGUCGACCGUCUUGCGCCGCCGCCGGAAUUUGGGGGCCGCCCUGGAGCCGGACCCAAGGAGUGGGGCGCGAGGGCCCCGAGGGAGGCAGGCAAGCCCCUCCCGCUCUCCGUGCUGUGUCUGCGGCUUAGGGACCGGGGUGGUGGGGGGCGCGGCACAGGGGGCGCAGGCGAGCCCCUCGCGGUGGCCCCUGCCCCCGCCUCCCUCCACUUCCCGGACACCCCUGGGUCCAUCGGGGCAGGAAGCAGGCUCCACGGGCACAACCCUCCCCAUCUCGCCACCCCGCUCUUGGACUCUCUCAACGACUGCCAGCUGAUGUGAGUUGGAGGGGAAGAGAGCUUUCUCCAAGUCUGGCAGCCUUUCCCACUGUUUCAACCCACUCGCCACCUUACAAUUUGUACCCUUGGUCCACUUCUGACACAAUAGAUAAAUCAAUGACC